Messenger RNA from Penicillium canescens, 963 nucleotides. RefSeq lists its product as uncharacterized. The transcript has 2 exons. The coding region runs from base 1 to 963 and encodes 320 amino acids. The record is from RefSeq and is a predicted model, not a curated record. Lineage: Eukaryota; Fungi; Ascomycota; Eurotiomycetes; Eurotiales; Aspergillaceae.
AUGAAGAUUGCAUGUCAUGUCACUCAAAUUGCCAAGUCUGUGCUACAAGCCGAUAACCCUCAGGAUAUCGACGCAUAUGAAUAUGAGUUGGCUACGUCGCCUUGCUUAUCCAGUCUCCUCGCCCGUGUUACCCGUUACAACUUUUAUAAAAAGGCCGACUACAACGGCGAUGCAGUGAUUGAGUUAGCAAAUGGACUAGCCCCCAAUCUAACCAAUGAACACCUGUUUUUCGAGUCACCAGGUCUCUCCCGUCUCAAUUCGAUCACAGCAUCUCGACCUCCAUGGCGAGGCUUCUUUCGAAACCGCUCAAAUUGCGAUGGCAGCUCGUUCAAAGGACACCUAAGGGAAUUAAGUCUCAACCUGCCAGUGGCUAAAACCGGCUUCUUCGGUACUUGGAAAGAUCAAAACGCCUUCGCUGAGCUCCUGGGUUUACAUCUGUGGAGGCAAUCGCGUCCGGACGAAAGUACUUCAAGCAUGCUGUUCAAGCGUGGCAAAUCUCUGCGCAAACCUUCCCUCAUAUCCGAAGGGCGGAUAAUAAAUAUGAAAAUCCUCGUCACGACAGAUUGGCUUGUGCGGACUCGCGCUGCCAGCCCCAACAUACAGGAACUGCGCUUUACUAUGUUCAUGACAAUCGGUGAAGGUGAGAAAGCUGUCUACAAUGCAGUUGGAGGAUUCCCCUACCUGAGGGACCUGAAGAUAUUAAUGGCUUGUAUCGGACGGCCCGAAGAGCGGGUAUCUAAAGAUCCAAAACUGCACUCUCGGUAUUAUGGAAACAUCGAGGUCAACGCUAGCCUGGCGGAGACUUUAUCAAAACAAUCAUCUUCCUUGCAACGUCUUGAUGUGGACUUCCACGCCAUGUACAGGCGCUGGGUGGAUAAUUACCAGUCCGUGAAACGCCGAUGCAGGUGCAUUCGGAUGGAAGAUGUAGGGGUCAGCGUGCGUGAGAUUGGGGAAGCAAAAUAA